AUGGUGAUCACCAAUGCUAAUGGGUCCAAUGCUAACAUGGAGACGUUGAAAUCUGAGCUCCGGCAACUAAAGAAAGCUCUGGCAUGCCAGGAAAAGAAGAUCCGAGAGCUCACGACCCGGCUGGAGACUGAGACCGAAGACAAGAUCUUUCUAUCACACCAGAAUAAAUAUCUCUCCGCCGAGAAUAAGAAGAUGCAGACCCGGCGUCCGGGGAAGAAAAGAGAGCCGGACAACCUGAGAGACGCCAACGAGCAGCUUCCUCGGGCAGAGAAACCGUUACCUGCUGUUGAAGCGACGGACGCUCAGAACGUGUGCACGGCUCAGCAUCAGUGUCUGCAGGAGGAGAACCAGCUGCAGCUGGAGGCCAGAGACAACAGGAUCCAAACCCUGGAGAAGCUGAUCCAGAUCAGCGAGGCCAAGCUGCAGGAGAAGACUCAGCAGCUGGCCCAGUGUCUGGAGGAGGCGGAGCAGCAGACCCACGACUUUAAAGAGAUCCUGAAGCAUACAGAGGAAGACGAGGUGAAGAAGAUCCACGAGAUCAAACUCAGGACUGAGAAGAAAGUGCAAACAGAGAAAGAGGCAAACAUCAAACUGAAGGCGGAGAUGACCAUCAUGACUCGAAGGUUCUCAAAGUUUCAGAAGCAUUCUGAUGAGAAGGGCACCGAGAUGUUCCAGUUGAAGCAGGAGAAGCAGCAGCUGAUGGGUUUGUCCCGCUCACAGCAGAGUGAGAUCGAGGACCUGAAGGAGCAGAACGCAAAGACCAGCCAGGAGAAGGAUGGAGAGAUCUUAUGCUUGAAUCAGAAGAACCAAGAACUGGAGGGUUUGAGGUUUAUUCAUGAUCUGAAGUUCAGCGAGUUGAAGAAGCAGUUCGAGCCUCAACAAGAGGAGAUCAGGGAGAAGAGGGAGAGCAUCGGACAGCUGCAGGAGAAGCUGCGGCUCACGGGCAACAACUGCAACACUCUGACCCUGAUCACCUCCGACCUGAGGCUCAAGCUCAAAGCAGAAGGGACAGAGCUGCACAAUGAGAUCCAGAAAAUGAAAAAUCUGGAGACACACCUUCAGCGGCUCAAGGCAGACCUCCAUAACUGUGUGGACUUCAUCCAAGAGCCCAAGAAGCUGAAGGACAGCCUGCUGAGGAUCUACGCCCGCUACGUGUCACAGACUGAAAGGCAGGAGAUCAGCAACGUGGACAGAGAUGCUCACCGGGCCGUGUACCGCCAGCGGGACUGUCUGGAGAGGACCAUCAACAGUCUCAAGAUGAAGCUGGCCAACUCUGCUGAGGAACAUCAGAAGAUCUACACCAGGAUCAACAAGGAGAACGUCUCUAUGAUUAAAGAAAUCAACGAGCUGCACACAGAGCUGCGUUUGUUGAGGAUUCAGGUUAAAGAUGUGAAAACUCAGCUGAGCCUGACCAAGAAGUCCAACUACAUCAUGUCCCACACGGCUGCAGGUCGGAUGAGUGCGAUCUUCUCCUGUGGAGACGUGGACGCCUUCCGCUACGUCCACGUCUCCACAGCAGCUGGAGACGGACCCGACGUAGACUCACAAUAA
This is a messenger RNA of Limanda limanda (common dab), 1551 nucleotides long. RefSeq names its product cilia- and flagella-associated protein 57-like. The record is from RefSeq and is a predicted model, not a curated record. The transcript is spliced from 2 exons. Bases 1 to 1551 code for a protein of 516 amino acids. NCBI's taxonomy places the organism in Eukaryota, Metazoa, Chordata, Actinopteri, Pleuronectiformes, Pleuronectidae.